Messenger RNA from Corylus avellana, 2121 nucleotides. Lineage: Eukaryota; Viridiplantae; Streptophyta; Magnoliopsida; Fagales; Betulaceae. The record is from RefSeq and is a predicted model, not a curated record.
AUGGGGAGGGAGUUGGAGAUUGUGAGACUGGAAGAGGCGGCCAGGUUGCCACCCUUUUCACAGCUGAAGACGCCUUAUCAGGCGGCCUUGGAUGAAGACUGGGGGGCCAUGGCGAGGUUCUACGAAAAAUAUCCAGAGCACCUCCUUGAUAAUCUGACGGUCGACAAAGACACUGCAUUUCAUAUUGCAGUAUAUAGUGGAGAAACGAAAUUGCUUCAACAAUUACUUGGUCUCCUAAAAAGACCCCCCGAAAUAUCGAAAGCCUUGUCUAACAAGAACAGUCACGGUAACACUGCUAUUCACGAGGUGGCCUCAACCGACAAUGUUGAAGCAGCAGAGCUCUUGAUUAGUAAACUUCGGGAGGUCCAUGGAAACAAUCUGGAGACCCAGCUGGGAGAGAGACUCGAGGAUCGGAACCAACUAGGGGAAACCCCACUCUAUAGGGCUGCCGCCCUCGGUCGGACAAAAAUGCUCAAAUUUUUGGCUAAAAGAGUUGGCAAUGAUCUAAGUGUUCACUUCAAAAGAAAUGACGACAUGUCCAUUCUCCAUAUAGCUGUCUUAGGCCGACACUUUGAUACCGCCAUUUGGUUACUAGAAAAGGACGAGGGACUUGGAGCAAGAAAGGGAGUCAAUGACAUGACAUGUCUUCACCUGCUGGCGAAAAUGCCAUCUGCUUUCAAGAGUUCAUCCCGCAUAAGCAAAAUGAAGACUCUCCUCUAUGAUUUACACUCAAAACGCAUGAUCGAUCUUGUCAUAGGCCUUCCUGCAUAUCAGCAUGAUGAUGAUGGCGAUAGUGAUGAUGAUGAAGCCCAAACACUCUCAAGUCGAAUGGGAGAUUUGGAGAGUGGCCAAGGCACUAGUACCUUCUGCCAAUUUCAUAAACAUCCAUCUGAAUGGACGGCUAUCGAUAAACUUUGGAAGAUGAAGGGAACGCAUACAGCAGCUCUACAACUCACCAAAUUGCUAGCGAAAAUGGAUACUACAUGGGAAAACAGUUUUAUCGCAGAGGACAAGACGAUUUCCUUAGAGAAAUCGGACUGUAAUUUGGACGACGAUGCUAUUAAAAAAGAAGGGGAACAAUCCAACAGUACCACAGAAGGAGGUAAAGGAGGAGGGGGAUCCUAUGGGAGAUAUCGGACGAUUAAUUACAGUACCCCAUUGCUUAUUGCUGCUAGCGAAGGAAUAAGAGAAAUAUUUGAUGAGAUACUUAAAGUGCAUCCUCAGGCAAUUGAGCACGUUACUCAGGAUGAGGAAAACAUAUUGCACGUGGUCAUUAGAUACCGUCAAAGGGAAAUCUUUCGCCUUGUAAAGGAGAUGAAAAAAAUAAUGGACUCUAGGUUGUCUUCAAGGAUUGAUGGGAGAAGCUACACCAUAUUGCAUCAUGUUGCCGACAUGACCAAGUAUGAUGGAGGAACCAAACCUGGUCCUGCACUCCAAUUGCAAGAGGAGUUGAAAUGGCUUGAGCGUGUGCGAAAGAUAAUGCCUUCCCAUUAUGUCAUGCACCGUAACUAUGACGAUGUGACUGCAGACGAGCUCUUCAAAGAGACACAUGCUGAACUUCUCAAGAAGGCCCAAAAAUGGAUAAAGGAGACCUCUCAGUCGUGCUCUGCGGUUGCUGUCCUUGUCGCCACUGUCGUUUUCGCGACUGCCUACACCGUCCCGGGAGGCAAUGAUGACACGGGUCGUCCAAUUUUCCUUCACUCUCCCUUCUUCUUAUUCUUCACCAUCAUGGACGUUGUCUCCCUUGCAAGCUCCUUGACUUCUGUCGUAAUGUUCCUAUCGAUUCUCACAUCUCCUUUUGAGCAACAAAAUUUCCUCAAAUCUCUCCCUCGGAAGCUCAUGGUGGGGUUCGCCUUGCUCUUCUUCUCUGUGACAACAACCAUGCUUUCGUUCUCGGCAACCAUUCUGCUCAUCAUUCGCCUUGAGAAGAAAAAAUGGACUUCCACUCUAAUUUACACUGCGGCAUUCCUUCCUGUUGCUGUGUUUGCACUUAUGCAGUUCCCCUUAUACAUUGCAUUCACCAGUAGUUUGCAGUCCCUUUCAAAGAAAAUAAUGAAGAAGCUUCGUCGCUUGAAUCUCCUCCCUCGUUUCUCCAAAACCUCUAAGGGCAAGAUCUAUUGA